AUGUCCACUCCCAAGCCCAAGAUUCCAACAGCCAUGAAGGCAUGGCAAUACACCAGCACGACAAAAAACGGGCUCGAAAACACUAUGCGCCUCAACUCGGCCGCUCCAGUCCCGACACCCACAGCCUCGCAGUACCUGAUCAAGAUCGUCGCCACAGCCCUGAACCCCCUGGACUUUAAACCCGCCGAGAUCGCCGUGUUCAACCGUCUCGUCAUCCGCAAACCUGCAACCCCUGGCCUGGAUUUUGCGGGAUAUAUAGUGACAGCGCCGUCAGGUCCAUCAGGAUCAAAGUCCCACUUUACCCCCGGCCAAUUCGUUUUUGGUGUUACCGGGGCCUCCCUCUUCGCGGGCGGCGCCCUGGCCGAAUACGCCAUCGCGAAAGACCCCCACAUCGUCGCUGUUCCCGAGCACCUCGACCCCAUCGAUGCAGCGACCAUCGGGGUCGCAGGUCUCACGGCAUACCAGACGAUCGUGCCGCACGUGAAAAGCGGUGAUCGGGUCUUCAUCAACGGCGGGUCCGGCGGCACGGGAGUGUUUGGGAUUCAAAUCGCAAAAGCCCUCGGAUGUCACGUCACUACCACAUGCUCGAGUCGGAAUGUCGAGCUCUGUACGAGUCUGGGUGCGGAUGAGGUGAUUGAUUAUACCAAGGGGAAUGUGGUUGAGGGGUUGAUUGUGAGUGCGAAGGCACAGAAACCAUUCACCCAUGUCAUCGACAACAUCGGUCGUGAUCCAAACUUGUAUUGGCAGUGUCAUAAAUACACGGACCCGGAGGCCAUGUAUAUCUUUGUCGGUGCGGAUUUGUCGCCGGCCGGGAUGGUCAACCAGGUCAAGAGAAAGCUGUGGCCGUCGUUCUUGGGUGGUGGGAAGAGAAAGGGGAUGGGGUUCUUUGCGCAGACAAAGAAGGACGACCUUGAACAGAUCGCUGCGUGGAUGACUGAGGGGAAGAUCAGGGCUGUGAUUGAUCAGAAGUUUGCGUUUGAGGAGGCCCCCAGGGCUAUCGAGAAGUUGAAAACAGGGAGGGCGAGAGGGAAGAUUGUGGUCGAAGUCUCGACAGCAACAUAG
Messenger RNA from Capronia coronata CBS 617.96, 1062 nucleotides. RefSeq lists its product as uncharacterized. Gene Ontology annotation, molecular function: oxidoreductase activity. The record is from RefSeq and is a predicted model, not a curated record. Lineage: Eukaryota; Fungi; Ascomycota; Eurotiomycetes; Chaetothyriales; Herpotrichiellaceae. The transcript has a single exon. Bases 1 to 1062 code for a protein of 353 amino acids.